Molecule: messenger RNA, 315 nt
Organism: Dibothriocephalus latus
Lineage: Eukaryota; Metazoa; Platyhelminthes; Cestoda; Diphyllobothriidea; Diphyllobothriidae
Source: the annotation of a GenBank genome assembly
AUGUUGGAACAGGUAUGGGUAGCUGAGCUGAUGCUUGCUGAUAUGGAUCCAGCUAUUUUUGUGCCUGUCUUCAAGAAGAGAGACAAGACAACGCGCAAGACCUAUUACGGUAUAAAUUCCCUCCACACAAGCAUUCUCCGGCGGUUUCUGACAACGAGUGAAUCUAGGGCAAGACCAAGCCAAGCAAGGUUCGGCGCCGAACGUGGAUGUACGGACCUAAGAUUAGAACUGCAACGCAAUUUAAGCUCCGCUAUGGCCACCAGUAAUCGGCCGCAGCGCUCGCCUCUGUUCACUGUCGGCCUCUGCGGUCGUUGA